AUGUCUCCAAGAUCUGGUCUCUUUGAAUGAAGCCACGUCUCUGGGUAACAUCUUCAGGGAGAAAGAUACAGGAAGUUCCUGUACCUUCUGAACACAGGGAGCCCACAUGAUGGUUCAAGAAGGGCAACCUCGAGGUAGAGAGAAAGGAGUCUACUGGUCUCUGAAGUUCUGGUCUGUUGCUGUGAUUUCCAUCGUACUCCUCAGUACUUGUUUCAUCGUGAGUUGUGUGGUGACUUACCAUUUUACAUAUGGCAGAACUGACAAAAGGCUGUCUGAACUACACACGUCUCAUUCAAGUCUAACCUGCUUCAGUGAAGGGACAAGGGUGACAGAAAAAGUCUGGGGAUGUUGCCCAAGUAUGUGGAAGUCAUUUGGUUCCAGCUGCUACCUCAUUUCUACUCAAUACAAUGUUUGGACGAAGAGUGAGCAGAACUGUGUUGAGAUGGGGGCACAUUUGGUUGUGAUCAAUACAGAAGCAGAGCAGAAUUUCAUUAUCCAGCAGCUGAAUGAAUCAUCUUCUUAUUUUCUGGGGCUCUCAGAUCCACAAGGUAAUGACAACUGGCAAUGGAUUGAUCAGACACCUUUCAAGAAAAAUGUCAGAUUCUGGCACCAAAAUGAGCCCAAUUUUUCUGGAGAGCAGUGUGCUACAAUAGUUUUCUGGAAACCUGGAAGAUGGGGCUGGAAUGAUGUUUUCUGUGACAGUAAGAGGCAAUCAAUAUGUGAAAUGAAGAAGAUUCAGUUAUGAGCACUGCUACCAUUAAAACUGGGACCUAUCAUGAAAUGAUAAUUUCUUUUUAUAAGUUGCAUGUAAUCCUUGAGUGCAUUGGAUGCUUGUUUUUCCAUCCUGUGAUACUUUACUAAAGAUAAUGUUUUCCAACUCUAUCCAGGUUAAUACAAAAGAUGUAAAGUCUUCAUUUUUUUUAUGGCUAAAUAGAAUUGCAUGGUGUACAUAUUAAUUCAUGGAUUGAUGGGCACUUGUGUUGUUUCCACAUCUUGGUGAUUGUGAAUUGAGCUGUGAUAAACAAUCUAGUGUAAAUAUCCUUUUGAUAAAAUGAUUUUUUUUUCUUCUGGGUAGAUGUCUUGUAAUAGGAUUUCAGAAUAAAAAUGGAAGGUCUAUUUUGAGGUCUUAGAGAAUUCUCCAUACUUCUUUCAAAGAGGCUAUAUUAGUUUGCAAUUUCACCAAGAGUAUAUAAAAGUGUUCCUUUCUCUCCACAUCCAUGCCAGCAUUUGCAGCUAUGGGACUUUGUGAUGUGUGCUAAUCUCAUUGAGGUUAGGUAAUAUAUCAGGGUGGAUUUGAUUUACAUUUCUCCGAUAUUAGAGAUGAUGAGCAUAUUUUCAUAUGUUUCUUUGGGCAUUCAUCUGUAUUCUUCAGAGAAGGUUCAUGUCUCUUGCCCAGUGAAUAUAAAAUACUUUAAAACAAAUUGCAUAAUUAUUUAAUAAAUAUUGAGCUUACUAGUGGGUGUAUUUGUGCAUGUUGUACAAUAUAUGAUAAAAAUUAUGUCAUUCUUUUCCAUUGCACUGAAAAUAGCAUAAUAUAAGAAAAAAAGGAACCCACUACCUAAACUGAGCCUGGCUUGAUUCCUGUUCAAGGUGUCUGGCAGUAGGAGGCAGCAGCCUAUGAAGCACUAAGCAACUGAGGAAAGGGUUGAGAAGCUGAUAGCACCUGGACUCAUAUAGCAACUUGUACAGUUUUUGCUAUGACACAUAUGCAGAUUCUAGCAUAUUUUUCCACUUUGAGUAGAAAUUUGGAUAAAAAUUUUUGUAGGUUAGUUUAGCAAAUAUCUGGAUAUUGAGACUUCAUAUAGAAAGAAAUACCUGCAUUUUAAAGCCUCAGAUUAAGUACAUACAAUAUUAGAAUUAUUACUCGUAGUUGGCAAAUUACAUUUUUUUUUUUUUUUUUUUUGAGACAGAAUCUCAAGCUGUUGUCCUGGGUAGAGCGCUAUGGCAUCACAGCUCACAGCAACCUCCAACUUCUGGGCUUAAGCGAUUCUCUUGCCUCAGCCUCCCAAGUAGCUGAGACUACAGGUGCUCGCCACAAUGCCCGGCUAUUUUUUGGUUGUAAUUGUCAUUGUUGUUUGGCAAGCCCGGGCCAGAUUCAAACCUGCCAGCUCUGGUGUAUGGCUGGCGCCUUAGCCGCUUGAGCUACAGGUGCCAAGCCUAGCAAAUUAAAUUUUUUAAUCAUUAUGAAGUCACUUUCUUUAACUUGAGUAAUGCUUUUGGCUUUACUUUUUCUCCUGAUAUUAAAAAAGAUGCACUAAAACAAAUAAAAAAUAUAUACUGAAAAAUGAAACACAACUUUAGCUUAGGAUGAAGGAGAGAAGGGGAGAGAGAGGGGAGGGGUGGGGGUGAGAUGGAUAGUAGGGGAUAGUAGGGGGACCACACCUAUGGAACACAUUGCAAGUAUAAUUUGGAUCUAACAUGUGUAGAACACAAAUGUCCUAAUGCUAUAAUUGGGUAAAUGAGGUGAAAGCUAUGUUGAUUAGUAUGAUGUAAGCACUCCAAUUUGUACAAAUAAUCAACACAUUUAUGAAAAUGGCAUAAAUGUAUUUAUGAUCUAUGUACAAAAGACUUAAUAAAAAAAAUAAUGAACCUAACUCCAAAAAUAAAUAAAUAAAUAAAAUUUAAUCUUUACAGUUAAAAAUAUAUAUAUACUAAAUUUCUUUAGGUUAAUAUUAUAACGUAUUUUCUCUUUUUAUCUUUCAUUAUAGUUUUGAUUUUUUUGAUCUUUAUGUUUUAUGUGUGCUACUUAAAAAAAACAUAUAGUUAAAUUUUUA
Messenger RNA from Nycticebus coucang (slow loris), 2774 nucleotides. It is a transcript of the gene CLEC6A, whose product is annotated as C-type lectin domain containing 6A. The transcript is spliced from 6 exons. The record is from RefSeq and is a predicted model, not a curated record. The coding region runs from base 107 to 745 and encodes 212 amino acids. Lineage: Eukaryota; Metazoa; Chordata; Mammalia; Primates; Lorisidae.